GCACUUCCGUGUUCCUGCUCCUGCUCCUCCCAGCUCAAAGAUGGCCGCCGCGGGACAGAGAUGAGCGACGACCCGAAACAAAAUUACACUUUUGUCAUGAGACCAGGCGCAGGUGUGCAGCCGCCACACGUGUGCUUCUGACAGGGCAGUGGUAUCAUUUGUCACCUCCAAUGUGUCGUGUGCGGACACAAUCACCGGCUUUAGAAAUACCAUGUUUUCGUGCGGGCUUAGCUAGCAAGCAGCGGUUAGCAUUAUAAAUGAACUCGUCUCUCCUGCCACGCCAAGAAGAAAGAAGCCGCUCUGCCCAACGGCGUGUUGACAUCGUGCAACGUCCAUCUUCAUCAUGGCCAUCACCCAGUUCCGUCUCUUCAAGAUAUGCACAUGUCUAGCCAGUUUGCUGACUUUCUUUAAGAGGUUGAUAUGCAGGAGUGGAAGGGGGCGUAAGCUCAGUGGUGAUCAAAUAACUCUCCCAACAACAGUGGAUUUCUCAUCAUCGGUACCAAAACAGCCAGAAGUUGAAGAAUGGAGCUCUUGGGAUGAAGAGGCUCCUACAAGUAUUAAGAUUGAAGGUGGCAACGGAAACGUUUCUCCUCAGCCCAACGACGUGGACCAAGAGCCCGACUACUUCAAAGACAUGACUCCCACCAUCAGGAAAACACAGAAGAUAUUGCUGAAGAAGAGGGAGCCUAUGAACUAUCUGGUGCCCGAUGGCUCAGCAGGAUUCUCCAGCAGACUGGCAGCCUCUCAGGAUAUGAUGACCUUCAGUCCUCCUUCUGCUGAGCUUGGAGAAAUGGACACUUGGCAGGAGGACGCAAAUGCCUGGGAGGACGAGUCCGACGCUGCCUGGGGAGCAGAGGAGGUGCUCAGGGAACAGAAGAUGGCUGAGAGAGAAAAGCGGUCCAUGGAGCAGCAGAGGAAGAAGAUGGAGAAAGAUGCUCAGAGGUUGAUAAAAAAGGAUCAGAAGAUCGCAGUCAAGCUCUCGUAACAUUUUAAGAGAUGCUCAGGUUUGAGCCAAAGGGAAGAAGGAGGUGCAAAAAGACACUGAUUCUGUUGUUAAUAUAUCUCCAAAGUCAUCAAACAGACCAGGAUUAUCACCGUACACUUAUCUGUUAGCAAAGUGUCCUCCUCCACCCUGUUUCCACCAGCAGCCAUUUUAGUCUGCAGAUGUGUACAAUGCAUUCCUCGUUCUCCGGGGUAGAUAACACACUUGGCUUACUCGUUGUUCAUGAGUCAGAGUCAUUGUGGACUUCAAGGGCAAGCUGUGUUUCUACCAUCCGGUUCAUCUUCGCUUAAAGGGUUAGAUGCAGCAUUACAAAUCACCAUUGAACAUCUGAUUAAAUCUGUUGGGGAGCGUAGCAAAAUCUUCUAUUCUGGUUUUUCCCCUGGAACAUUUGUAAAUAAACUGGUACCUGUGCUACCUGUUUGAACCUCAA
Scophthalmus maximus (turbot) is the source of this 1433-nucleotide messenger RNA. RefSeq names its product estrogen receptor binding site associated antigen 9 (gene ebag9). The coding region runs from base 344 to 985 and encodes 213 amino acids. The record is from RefSeq and is a predicted model, not a curated record. Gene Ontology annotation, cellular component: secretory granule. The transcript is spliced from 7 exons. Lineage: Eukaryota; Metazoa; Chordata; Actinopteri; Pleuronectiformes; Scophthalmidae.